Molecule: messenger RNA, 6445 nt
Organism: Vanrija pseudolonga
Lineage: Eukaryota; Fungi; Basidiomycota; Tremellomycetes; Trichosporonales; Trichosporonaceae
Gene: mdl1
Product: ATP-dependent permease MDL1, mitochondrial
Exons: 6
Coding region: 106-6423 (2105 amino acids)
Biological process (GO): oligopeptide export from mitochondrion; heme biosynthetic process
Cellular component (GO): mitochondrial inner membrane
Molecular function (GO): protoheme IX farnesyltransferase activity; ATP hydrolysis activity; ATP binding
Source: RefSeq, a predicted model, not a curated record
CGCGUCGCUCACUACCUCCGACAAACGCGCCGCAAACUCAUCGGCAGCUGCCCCGACCGCCGCCGCCGCUCCCCGCACCUGAUCACCCUCCUUACUCGCCGAGCCAUGGCCGCAAGAGGCGUGGCCCUGCUCGCCUGGCAGCAAAAGCUGGGGCAGCAGACGGCGCGCCAGGCCCACAUCGGUUUCAGGUAUGCUGCUGGUCUCGGCUACUCGUCUCUGCCACCGGUGCUGAGCGCUGGACGGAUACAUGCCCAUGGCCAUGGCCAGCUGUUGAGGGCGUUCUCGUCGGCUGCCGCUACUCGCCCAACGCUCAGCAUCCGCGAUGCGGCAGUGGUCCGCCUCGGACGCCGCUUCGAAUCGACUGAGGCCGCCAAGCCGGAAGAGAAGGCGACGUCCACCCCGACCACGACGGCGACGCCCACCCCGGCCACGACACCUGCCUCGACCAGCGUCGCGACCAAGCCUGAAAAGUCGGCAGACACGGCAUCGGUCGGCAAGCUCAUCUCGCUCGCCAAGCCGCAGUGGAAGCUGCUGACGUUUGGCGUCGGCAUGCUUGUCGUGUCUACCGGCGUCAGUCUGUCCGUCCCUUACAUCAUCGGUCGUAUCAUCGAUUUCUUCGCCCCCGGAUCCAAGGAGACUCUGUUGUUCGGCAUGCCUCUCGAACAGGCCGCUCUGGCCCUUGCUGCCUUCCUGCUGUUCGGCGCACUGGCCAACUCGGCCCGCAGCAUCGCGCUUCGUCUCGCUGGUCAGAAGACUGUCGCUCAGAUCAGGAACAAGACAUACAAGCAGUAUCUCGCCCUCCCGCCAUCACACAUUGAAAGCACGGGCGUCGGUGAUGCCUUGUCGCGCUUGGGCCAGGACUCGUCUAUCGUCGGCCAGAGUUUGAGCGAAAACCUCGGCGAGGGUCUCAAGGCGGUUCUUGGCACGGCAGUCGGAGUCGGAGCCAUGUACCUCAUCUCGCCCAAGCUCUGUGGUGUCAUGCUCCUGCUCUUCCCUCCUAUUUCGAUCGGCUCGUACUUUUAUGGUCGCUACAUUCGCCAGCUGUCCCUCAAGACGCAGGAGGCGCUCGGUAACAUGAGCAAAACCGCCGAGGAGCGUCUCUCCGCGCACAGGACAGUCACAGCGUCCAACAUGCAGCCUCUGGAGCGUGCUCGCUUCGCUCAAAAGGUCAACACCGUGUUUGGUCUCCAGAAGAAGGAGACGUACGCGAACGGUAUCUUCCAGGGUGCAAACGAAGUCGCCGGUGACCUUGCCAUGAUCGGUCUUCUUAUCUACGGCGGUAUUCUGGUGCAGCGCGGCGAAAUUACCGUCGGCGACAUGACCACCUCGCUCAUUUAUGUCAACUGGAUCGAGUGGAGUUUGAACACUCUCGCGUCGUUCUUUACUGGUCUUAUGCGUGGUGUUGGUGCUUCCCAGCGCAUCAUCUCUCUUCACGCUCUGGACUCGCCCGUUCCCCUUUCUAUUGGUGCCCCUGUCACCAAGAAGGACGCUGGUGCUAUUGAGCUCCGCGACGUUGCGUUUGCGUACCCCUCGCGCCCCGAUGUCAAGGUCCUCGACGGCGUCAACCUCCGCAUUGACCAGGGCGAGCAGGUGGCUCUCGUCGGCGGAAGUGGUAGCGGCAAGAGCUCAAUCCAGCUGCUUCUUCUCCGCUUCUACGACCCCACGUCGGGCCAGGUCCGCUUCGGCUCCAAGGACAUUCGCGACUUUGAGCCCGAGUCGUGGCGUGGCCGCAUCGGCUACGUGCCUCAGGACCCUGUGCUCUUCGGCGGUACCAUCGAGGACAACAUCAAGUACGGCCACCCCGACGCCACGCGCGGUGAGGUCAUCCGCGCGGCCAACAUUGCCCACUGUGACUUCAUCGAGCGCCUGCCCGAGGGCUACGACACGGUCAUCACCAAGGCAAGUCUGUCGGGCGGCCAGCGCCAGCGUAUCGCCAUUGCGCGUGCGCUCGUCGGCCACCCGUCAGUGCUGAUGAUGGACGAGGCGACGUCGGCUCUCGACUCGGAGUCUGAGCGCGCCGUCAACGCUGCGCUCGACACGCUUUUCAACGACACGGACAUCACUGUCAUUCUCAUUGCCCACCGUCUCUCGUCUAUCGCGUCGGCUGACCGCGUCGUUUACCUUGAGGGCGGUCGGGUUAUGGAGGAUGGAUCGUACCCCGACCUCAUCUCGCGUCCUCACGGCCGCUUCAGAAAGAUGGUUCAGGGACAAUUGGCCGCGAUUGGCGACCCUGCUGAGGAUGAGGGACCUGUUGAGCCCGUCACUCCUCCGGAGGAGCCGUCGUCCCAGCCAGCCAUCACCGUCAACACCCCUGCUGCCGUCGCCGCUUCGCCUUUCGCCAACGGCCAGCGCCGUCACGCCCACACCCGUGCCGCCGCCCGCCGCUCCUACUCGUCCCAGCCCCCUGUUCCCGAGCCCCCGGUCGCCGAGGCGGCCAAGGACGUGAUCAAGGCCCUCCCCCCUGCGAAGGACUACAGCACCGUCUGGCAGGCGGCGUCUGCUCCGGCAACUCCCCUGGCUGACCUCGGUGCCGGCGUGCCGGCCGCCCCCGAGGCUCCUCUCUCGGCAUACAAGCCCGUGCCACCUUUCACUGCCCGUCGCUUGAUCGGCGUCUACUCCAAGCUGUCGAAGCGCAACCUUUCCGUCCUCAUGACGCUGACCGCUACGACCGGAUUCGCCCUCUCGCCCCUGCCCCUCUCCCUUCCUGUGCUGCUCAACCUCACAAUCGGCACGUUCCUUACUUCGGCCGCGGCCAACACAAUCAACCAGAUCCUCGAGGCUCCGAUUGACGCGCAGACGCCCCGUACCCGUGUCCGUCCGCUCGUCGCCCGUCUCGUGACGCCUUUCCAUGCCGCGAUGUUCGCGACCGUCUGCACUGUCGCUGGCGGCGCGAUCCUCUGGUUUGGCUGCAACCCCACGACGGCUCUCCUCGGCAUUGGCAACCUGAUCCUCUACGCCGGCGUCUACACGCCGAUGAAGCGCUUCAGCGUUUCCAACACGUGGAUUGGUGCCGUUGUCGGUGCCAUCACCCCGCUCAUGGGCUGGACGGCCACCGGUGGCUCCCUCUGGCCCACGGCUGAGCAGCCGCUCCUCCUCCACUGGCCCUUCUCCGACCUGCCUAUCGACCUUCCCAACCCGCUCACCGCCUGGAUGCUCGCCAUCCUGCUGUUCUCGUGGCAAUUCCCCCACUUCAACGCCCUCUCGCACAUGAUUCGGCCGUUCUACGCCGUGUCCGGCUACCCGAUGCUUUCCGUGCUCUCGCCGCGUCUCAACGCCCUCGUGUCAUUGCGGCACACGGCGCUUCUGGUACCGAUCUGCGCCGUCCUUGCCCCUCUGAGUGGAUCGGUGGACUGGUCGUUUGCCCUCACCUCUGCGCUGCCCAACGCCGUCUUCCUCAAGUCCGCGUGGGAGUUUUACAAGCGCACCAAUGAGACGACGGCCAAACGUGUCUUCUUCGUCAGCCUGUGGUACCUGCCUGCAGUGCUCGUGCUCAUGCUAGUGCACAAGAACCUGUAUGGGUGGCUGCGGCGAGAGAUGGACUGGGAGAACAGCGACGAGGGAAGGAAGGAAAUACGGGCAAUUGAGGAGAGCCGAGCGAGCUCGCCCGCACCGGCAGCACAUGCGCCGAUGCCGGCUCCGGCGUUCGACGACAUCCCGCCCGACUUUGACUUUGCGUCGCUGUUCCCUGCGCGGCCGGUCCAGCCGAUCGAGGAGGCCUUCUCGCCGCCCGACGCCGAGUUUGACGCCGUGCGCGAGGAGGCCGAGCACCGGCCGCUCGAGGACGCGUCGUUCGAGGUCGAGCACCCUGCCCCGCCGUCGCCGGUGACGUUUGACGCGGCGGACGCGGUGCCCAAGCGCCGGCGACGCAAAAAGGCCGACAUCGUCGCGGCGUACCACCCGCCGCUGCCGCUCGGUGCCAUGCCCGAGGACGGGAUGACGCGGUUCGACUGGCGCGGACGCGCGCUCAGCAGGCAGAAGCACACCGCGGGGAGAUACUGGUUCCCCGAGGCGUUUCGGACACGCGUGACACCGCCCAUGACUAAGGUGACCGAGAUUGAGCCCCUGUUCGACGAGCUGAGGCGAUACUCUGAGCACUUUGUGCCGCUGCUGCAAGCUGAGCAGAACGAGGCGGAACACCAGUUCGAAGCCAGGUUGAAAGAGUGGCCGGAUGACAAGCUCCGCCGAGAGGGAUACAUGCUCGACAAGCUCGUCGCGAACACCGACUUCAAGCCCUCGUACAAGGUCGAGGGCAAGGUUGUCACCUUCUCGCGUGCCGGGUCAGAUGCGACAAAGCCGCUCCCGCCGCACCUGUUCUCUGCUGGCCAGGCAGUGCUGUGGAGCCGGACGGACCCGCUCGUCGACGCUGUAUGCGAGCCGGGAGCCAAGGACACCGAGGCCAAGCUCCGCGGCGCCGUGCUCUCCGCCACGCGCGGGCACGUGCGUGUGGUCUUCCCCUCGCUGCCAGACGACUUUGAUCGCGGGACGUGGCGAAUCGAUAUCGGGUGCAGCGACUUUGCGUACCGCCGCCAGCGGGAAGCGAUUGACCGGCUCAACCUCGACCCCGUGCAACAGGACAUGAGCCAAUUCAGGAGCGGCGGCCAGGUCGCCGGGCCGCGGGCGAUCGAGGACGAGGUGCUCGAUGAGAAUCGCAGACGGUCAAACUCGGAGCAGCAGGUGCUCGUGGGGACCGCGUUGCGGGACCUCCUCCUGCGCAGAUUCCAGCUCGACUACGCCCCGCCGUCGAUGGGCGCGCCGGCUGGCGACGAAGUGGUGGUGCACGACGCGCUUGACAUGAAGCCUUCGGACGUGGACGCGACGCUCAGCCCGACGAUGCAUGCCGAUGAGGCCGCGCCCCGCGGCGUCAUCUCCCGUAACAAGCUCAUUGAUAGCUGGACACGACGAUACCGCACCCCCGAGGGACAGGACCCGGUGGUCGUUGAGGGCGAUCCCGUCGUGCCGCUCAACGCUAGUCAGACGCGGGCGAUUGCCAUGAUGCUCAGCGAGCGGCUGAGCUUGGUGCAGGGGCCCCCUGGAACCGGCAAGACCCGCGUCAUUGUCGAAACGAUCAAGCUGCUCAAGCAGCACUGGCAACUCCCCCACCCUAUCCUAGUUUGUGCCCACACCAACGUCGCGGUGGACAACCUGCUCGACGGCCUGCGUUCGCACGGCCUCAAGCCGGUGCGGUUCGGCACAGCGGCGCGCGUGCCCGCUCAUCUCCAAGACUACACAUUUGAGAGCAGGAUGGAGGAGCACCCCGCGUUCCGCGCACUCGAACGGGCCAAGGAGGAGCAGAAACUGCUGCGAGACAAGAUGGCCGACGGUGCCAUGCCUGCCCCUGUGCGCAAGGCGCAUCAGCUGCGCGUAAACCAGCUCAACGGGCAAAUCUUUGGGCUCAAGAAGAGACUGCAGUUUGAGGUGCUUGCCGAUGCCGACGUCGUGUGCACGACAUGUCUGUCUGCCACUUCGCGCAUGCUGGACAACAUCGACUUUCCGUUUGUCUUCCUCGACGAGGCAAGCAUGGCCACAGAGCCUCUCUCGCUCGUGCCGCUUACGAAGGGCUCGUCACAAGUGGCCAUCAUCGGCGACCAUAAGCAGCUCCCGCCCGUCAUUGUGAGCGAGGAGGCGCAGGCCGGCGGACUCGCCACCAGCAUGUUCGAACGCCUCAUCCACGAGCGCCACAUCCCGUCCAUCAUGCUCGACACGCAGUACCGCAUGCACCCGGAUAUCUCGGCCUUCUCCAGCAAGACGUUCUAUAAUGGACAGCUUAAGGACGGGACGGUGGGCGGUGACGGGCAGGUCCGCGCGGGACUCGAGCCGCCCGCGACGGACUUUUUGCAGGUGACGCCCGAGGGCAAACGCCUCAACGUGACCUUUUUGAAUCACGACUUUCCCGAGUCGCCCGAGAACCAGAGCAUUGCGAAUCACCACGAGGCAAGCCGUGUGUGUGAUAUCGUGUAUGACCUACUGGACAAGAACCCUGAUCUGCGGGGCGAGGAUAUCGGCGUGAUUGCGCCGUACGCUGCGCAAAUCCGCACGAUUACCGAGUAUCUCCACGUCGACCCGAAUAGACAGUACGGGUUCCAGCAAGUGCUUGGUGCCGAGCGCGCAAUGCAAGUCGCCGACGUCGAGGUCAAGACUGUCGACGGGUUUGAAGGGCGCGAGAAGCAGGUCAUCGUCUUCUCGACUGUGCGAUCCAACUCGGCGGGAUACAUUGGUUUCCUGUCCGACUGGCGGCGGCUCAAUGUCGGGCUGACGCGAGCCAAGAGGGGCUUGAUCAUCCUGGGGUCGGCACGGACGUUGGCCAUGGCCCGCACGGGCGUGUAUGCGACCGAGUCUCUGCCCAAGGACGGUGCGCGGGUGUGGCGCGAGUUCAUGGCGCAUCUGCGGGCCAACGACAUGGUGGUGGACGAGGAUGGGGGGUAGGGGACGCGACUGUAUUAGAGAC